This is a messenger RNA of Hyla sarda, 1572 nucleotides long. RefSeq names its product keratin, type II cytoskeletal cochleal-like. Lineage: Eukaryota; Metazoa; Chordata; Amphibia; Anura; Hylidae. The record is from RefSeq and is a predicted model, not a curated record. The transcript has 9 exons. Gene Ontology annotation, biological process: keratinization; intermediate filament organization. Gene Ontology annotation, molecular function: structural constituent of skin epidermis. Gene Ontology annotation, cellular component: keratin filament. Bases 1 to 1488 code for a protein of 495 amino acids.
AUGUCUCAUCACUCCAUCCUUGCAUCUUCUGGACACAAGCACUUUAGCUCCUGUUCUGUUGCUUUACCUAAACACUCCAGCUCGCACAGCAUCUUAUCCCAUUCUUCUAAGCACACAGGACAUGGACACAAGAAGCAACAUUGCUUUAGCAGUGCAAGUGCCCAUAACAUUGGAUCCAAGGGACACAAGAUUUCUGUUGGAAAUUUUCAUUCAGGGAAGAGCGGACAUGGAUCUGGAUUUUUCCAUGGAGACAUUGGUCAUGGAUUUGGAGGACUAGCUGGCCAUGGCCAUGGAGGAAUCACCGCUGUUACAGUGAACCAGGGACUUCUGGCUCCUCUAAACCUAGAGAUUGACCCAAACAUACAGAGAGUGAGAACUGAAGAGAAGAAUCAGAUUAAAGGCCUAAACAAUAAGUUUGCUUCUUUUAUUGACAAGGUAAGAUAUCUGGAGCAGCAAAACAAGAUGCUGGAGACCAAGUGGGGUCUUCUACAAGAACAGAAAACAGCCCGGUGUCAGAUUGAACCUCUGUUUGAGGCUUUUAUCAGCAACCUAAGGAGACAACUGGAGAACCUGGAAUGUGAGAGGGCUCGUCUGGAUGCAGAAAGGAACAAUAUGGAAGGAACUGUGGAGGAACUGAAGAGAAGGUAUGAGGACGAAGUCAACAGACGUACAGCUGCUGAGAAUGAAUUUGUAUCUCUGAAGAGGGAUGUUGACGCAGCCUUCAUGAACAAAGCUGAACUUCAAGCUAAGGCCGACUCUCUGACCGAUGAGAUCAACUUCUUGAGAACUCUCUAUGAUGCGGAAAUCGCACAGCUCCAGGCUCAGAUCUCAGACACUUCAGUAGUUGUGUCUAUGGACAACAGCCGAGACCUGGACCUGGACAGUAUUAUCUCUGAGGUCAGAGCUCAGUAUGAAGACAUUGCUAACAGAAGCAGAGCUGAGGCUGAGGCCAUGUACCAGUCAAGGUUUGAGGACUUACGCAUGGCAGCCGGAAGAAAUGGCAAUGACCUGCAAAACAGUAAGAGUGAGAUCGCUGAACUCAACAGAACAAUUCAAAGACUCAAAGGAGAGAUUGAAUGUGCUAAAUCUCAGCGUGCUGCUUUAGAAUCUGCAAUAGCGGAGGCUGAGGAACGUGGUGAAGCUGCUGUAAGAGAUGCCAAGAAUAAACUGGUGGAACUGGAGGCUGCUCUACAGAAGGCCAAGCAGGACAUGGCCCGCCAGAUGAGGGAAUACCAGGAGCUGAUGAAUGUCAAACUGGCUCUGGAUAUUGAGAUCGCCACCUACAGGAAGAUGCUGGAGGGAGAGGAAAGCAGACUUGCUUCAGAUGGCCAUGUUAAUAUCUCUGUUCUACACUCCAGCACUGGUGGAAAGCAUCAUUCAGGAGGAAAGUCCCACAGUCACCAUCAUCAUAAAGGAGGAUUCAGCUCCAACAGCCACAUCUCCAUUGGCAAGCAUCAAUCUAGCCAUGGACAUGGACAUCACUGCUAGGGUCAUGCAUAGUGAAUGAUUUGUCUUUACAGAUAGAAAGCUGUAAUAUAUGUGCAACAACCUAGUUUGUCUAUCUAUGUUCUC